GCAGCGAGGGGGUGGCGGCGGCGGGCGGGGAAGCGCCAGCGGGCGCACCGAGAGCAGCGGCAGCGCCGGAGCGCAGGAAGCUAUUGAUUGCCUAGAAAUUAAAAGAGGGUGUGAGAAGUCUGAUCAAGGUGGAAGGUUUUUUUCCCAAGAGCUUUUUCACUACUGCCUUUUGCAAAAUCUUCAGAUGGUCCCAUUUGUGCCAUGAUUUGUGGCUCUCACCGUAAGAGGAAUUUGUCUUGAUGAAGAUUCCUAACAUUGGUAAUGUGAUGAAUAAAUUUGAGAUCCUUGGGGUUGUAGGUGAAGGAGCCUAUGGCGUUGUACUUAAAUGCAGACACAAGGAGACACAUGAAAUUGUGGCUAUCAAGAAAUUCAAAGACAGUGAAGAAAAUGAAGAAGUCAAAGAAACCACUUUACGAGAGCUUAAAAUGCUUCGCACUUUGAAACAGGAGAACAUUGUGGAGCUGAAGGAAGCCUUCAGAAGAAGAGGAAAAUUAUACUUAGUUUUUGAAUAUGUGGAAAAAAAUAUGCUUGAAUUGCUAGAAGAAAUGCCAAAUGGAGUUCCACCAGAAAAAGUGAAAAGCUACAUCUACCAGCUAAUAAAAGCAAUUCAUUGGUGCCAUAAGAAUGAUAUUGUUCAUAGAGAUAUCAAGCCAGAGAACCUCUUAAUAAGCCACAAUGAUGUUCUGAAGUUGUGUGACUUUGGCUUUGCUCGGAAUCUCUCUGAAGGAAGCAAUGCUAACUAUACAGAAUAUGUGGCUACCAGAUGGUACCGCUCACCUGAACUCUUGCUUGGAGCCCCUUAUGGCAAGGCUGUGGAUAUGUGGUCUGUAGGCUGCAUCCUGGGGGAGCUGAGCGACGGGCAGCCCCUGUUCCCUGGCGAGAGUGAGAUUGACCAGCUCUUCACCAUUCAGAAGGUGCUGGGCCCACUGCCAGCCGAGCAGAUGAAGCUCUUCUACAGCAACCCACGCUUCCAUGGCUUGCGGUUUCCAGCAGUCAAUCAUCCACAGUCUUUAGAGAGAAGAUACUUGGGAAUUUUAAGCGGUGUACUGCUUGAUCUUAUGAAGAACUUACUGAAGUUAGAUCCAGCAGAUAGAUAUUUGACAGAACAAUGUUUGAACCACCCUUCAUUUCAAACCCAAAGACUCUUGGAUCGCUGUGGAAGUUCACCUUCACGGUCAGCUAAGAGAAAACCUUACCAUGCAGACAGCAACACUUUGUCUAACAGAAAUCAAGCCAGCAAAAGUUCUGCUUUGCAGUCACACCACAGAUCAAACAGCAAGGAUAUGCAGACACUAGGGGCUGGCGGGCCAAGAGAAGAGGGGCUUCCAGCAAAUGAAAGCUUUUUAAAUGGAAACCUUCCUGGACCUGCCCCUAGUCCAAUGCAUGCAAAAAAACCGAGCAACACACCAGGAUCUGGCAACAAGGAUAUAGCCAAUAAUAACAUGCCACAUCUUCUCAGCCCAAAGGAACCAAAGGGAAAAACAGAGUUUGAUUUUAAUGUGGACACCAAAAGUUCUGAUGGUUCAGGCACAAAGUACCUGAAGUCUAACACCAGAUCUCAGCAGAACCGGCACUCCUUUAUGGAAACUUCUCAAAGCAAGACUGGGACGCUGCAGCCUGGUGACAAGCACAGUCGCCACAGCUACAUCGACACCAUCCCGCAGUCUUCUAAGAGUCCCUCCUAUCGGACAAAGUCCAAGAGCCAUGGAGUUCUGACAGACUCAAAAUCCGUGGGCAACCUUUCUGAGGCCAGGGCCCAAGCUGCAGAACCAAACACCAGUAGGUAUUUUCCAUCCAGCUGUAUGGACUUGAACUCUCCUACCAGUCCGAGUGCUCCCCGGCACAGCGAUAGCAGAACUAUGCUCAGUCCAUCUGCGAGGAAUAACCGCAGCGAGGGUACCCUGGACACCCGAAGACCACCAACCAGACACUCCAAAACAAUGGAGGAGUUAAAACUGCCAGAUCACAUGGAUGGAAGCCAUUCCCACUCUGUAUCUGCUCCACAUGAAUCUUUUUCCUAUGGUCUAGGUUAUACCAGUCCUUUUUCUUCACAGCAGCGCCCUCAUAGACACUCUAUGUAUGUGAGCCGGGACAGAGUGAGGUCAAAGGGCUCAGAGGGUGGCUUAAGUGUAGGGCAAGGGAUGGCAGCCAGAGCAAACAGCCUGCAACUGUUAUCUCCACAGGUGCAGCAUAAGUCACUCACAAGGUCUGUUGGCUCAUCACGAGAAGACUGUACAGAAGAUUCUAAUAGGGGUGGAGCAUAUCAUGAUCCACACACAGAAGAUGGAGCAUCUACUAAGGAGAAUAGAAUUCUGUAUAAUGACCCUGUUCCGAGAAGAGUUGGCAGCUUUUACAGAGUUCCAUCUCCGCGUCCAGAGAGUACCUACAUAGAAAACAAUGUGUCCAACAGAGCCUCGGUGUUACCAGCAGACAGCACCACGGUGACAAACCACCCCAAGAGACAAACCACCUUUGACACCUGGAAAAGUCCUGAAAACCUUAACAGUCACUCAGAACAGCUCAAGGAGAAAGAAAAGCAAGGUUUUUUCAGGGCAAUAAAAAAGAAAAAGAAGAAAUCUCAAAAUUUUUUGUGUCUUAUAUUGCAGACAGACUCAACCAACGGCGAGAAUCCAAGCAUCAAGAAAUCCCUCUUUCCUCUUUUUAAUUCAAAGAAUAAUUUAAAGCAUAGUUCUUCUUUGAAAAAACUUCCUGUAGUCACUCUACCAAUGAUGCCUAAUACUGAAGGUCAGGAUCUCUUGGCAUUACAGAAAGCCAUUCAUUCUUCCAAUCACCAGAGCAGCAGACAGAAGGAUUGGCAUCCUGAGAAGAUGACAGAAAUUCAGCCUCAUAGCCAGCCGUUAAAAUCUCUUCGGAAGCUCUUACACCUCUCUUCAAACCAUCCCGUCGCUGCUGAGCCCCGCUUCCAGCCCUUACCCAGCCAGCCAGCCAAAGCCUCUUUUCCUGAAGUGCGAAUCCAUCCCAUGAGUCAAAGCUCCAGCAGCGGCAGCAGCAACGUGCGGCCAGAGCCGCAGGCGAAGAGCCGGCCGACGCUGCAGAUCCCGAGCCAGCUGGAGCCCACCUGGCACGUGUCCCCCGUGAACAGGAGCGUGAGCGACGGGCCCCCCUACUCGGACCAGCUGCCUGCCAAGAGCGGCCAGAACGGGCACAGCUACGGCCGCACGAACCGGCCGCGCAUGCCGAACCUGAACGAUCUCAAAGAGACAGCCUUGUAAUGGCACCCAGCAAACAGACCAGUGGGGGUGGAGAUCAGCCAUGGGGAGCGGUGGUGCUUCUGGUGAUGGUAAGACUGCAUUUUCAGCUUUAUACAGGUGUGCAAUAGGUACGUGUGGAGCUGUGCUGUUCAGCACCACGAGAGAGUCAGGGAUUUACAGGAGCACGAGUGGAACUAUGAAUUACCAGUCAUCAGAAAUGUCACUGGACGCCAGGCAGAGUGUGCCGGUCAGGGAGAAAAAUGCAUUGUCAUUUUCUCUCAUUUACAUUCCAGCUUAGUGCACAUCUCUGUCUGAAAGCUGGGAGACUUCUGGUAUGUAUUGGCACUUAUAAGGGUGAAAACAAUGUCUAGGCCUAUGCCCUUACUACAUUUUUUGCUGCCUAGUUAAAACAGUGGGGUUUAUGUGAUAAAAGUGUAUCCCUGUUAAGGGUUUAAAGUUAAAUUGUAUGUCUUAAAUUUGUUUUUUAAACUUCCAUAUUUGAUAGGAUUUGUAAUAUUUAUUUAUGAUGACCUAAUAUCGUACUGUUAUAAUCAUAUCUUUUAUGUUAUAAUGUAAAGUUAUUUUGAGCUGUUUGAAACAUUGUGAAGCAGUGCAACAGCUACAGUAGUUUCUAUAAAAAACUAACAGUAACAUUUAUAUAUUGCAUCAGGAGUAUUUUAUUCUAUAUAUAAAUAUAUAUAUAAAUGGAAAAUAACUGUCUGUUUUUUAAAUAUACUCAUUUAAAAGAAAAGUAUUGUUAUGACACUAUCUGCCAUAUUUUUUAUACAUUUGUGAUAUAAAGUGCAGUAUUAUACUUCUAAUAAAAGGAAGCUGAAUGUGGAUAGAAA
Haemorhous mexicanus (house finch) is the source of this 4060-nucleotide messenger RNA. It is a transcript of the gene CDKL5, whose product is annotated as cyclin dependent kinase like 5. NCBI's taxonomy places the organism in Eukaryota, Metazoa, Chordata, Aves, Passeriformes, Fringillidae. The transcript has 18 exons. Gene Ontology annotation, biological process: positive regulation of axon extension; regulation of dendrite development; protein phosphorylation. The record is from RefSeq and is a predicted model, not a curated record. Gene Ontology annotation, cellular component: nucleus; dendrite cytoplasm. Gene Ontology annotation, molecular function: ATP binding; protein kinase activity. Bases 240 to 3233 code for a protein of 997 amino acids.